Cyclopterus lumpus (lumpfish) is the source of this 1553-nucleotide messenger RNA. It is a transcript of the gene tmem97, whose product is annotated as transmembrane protein 97. Gene Ontology annotation, cellular component: endoplasmic reticulum. The transcript is spliced from 3 exons. Lineage: Eukaryota; Metazoa; Chordata; Actinopteri; Perciformes; Cyclopteridae. The coding region runs from base 134 to 664 and encodes 176 amino acids. The record is from RefSeq and is a predicted model, not a curated record.
GCCACGCCCCCGUCUCAUCGUGAGAGCCAAUGGGAUUCGUUGUGGUGAACACGCGUUUCUCCCUUCAGUGACACACCACCACUGAGAACUUGGUCCCUCUUUAUUAUCAUUGUCACAGAAUAAAUCAGAGAACAUGUCUAUCCGUUGGUUGGAAAUAGUCUUUUUCUUCUAUUUUGCCUCUCACAUUCCCAUCACGUUAUUUAUUGACCUCCAGGCCCUGCUGCCCGGACACGUGUACCCUCAGCCGCUGAAGGACCUUCUGCAGUGGUAUGCAGAGGGGUUCAGAGACCCCAUGGUGCUGGACCCGCCGGGCUGGUUCAAGUCUUUCGUUGUGUGCGAGGCUCUGCUCCAAAUGCCGUUUUUCCCCGUCGCAGCGUAUGCGUUCCUGAAAGGUGGCUGUACGUGGAUCAGGACUCCUGCCAUCGUGUAUUCUACACAUGUGGCCACUACUCUGGUCCCCAUCCUAGCUCACAUCUUGUUCUACCAGUUCCCUAUGAAACCCCACCCUGGUCCCCAGACCGCACAGGAGCGCUGGCUGCUGGUCUCUAUCUACUUACCAUAUCUGCUGGUGCCCGUGCUGCUGCUCCUCACCAUGCUGCUGUCCUCCACAUACAACCCCACCUCCACGUCUGGACACAAGUCCGCCAAGUCCAAGAGGAAGUGACGUGCAACCACCAGACUAAAGCGAUCUAAUCCACUCUGAUUUUAGGAAAUAUCUUCCUACAUUUCUCAAUGUACCAUUUGUAUGUGAUUUACAUAAUGUGACUUAUGAAAUCUGAGAGGCUGUGUGAGUCGGACUGCAUCACACUAUUAUUAGAAAUAAUUUGCUACAGUUAAAACCAGCCAUAAUGUUCUUCUUUACAAGUAAGCACAUUUUUAUCUUUUGUCUUUUAUCUGAACCAAAGGGAAAAUAAUACACUCAUAAAGAACUGCAGGAAAUCAGGAUGUACAAGUUGUUCUCCUAAUAUGGAUUCAUGUGUGGCACCCUGGACAUUGUGGACAUAUUUUAUAUCUCCUGUAUACAUGUUAAGAUUGAUAACAUUGUAUGCAAUAUUGUAGCAGUUUGAGAGGUCUCAACACAAUAUUAGUAUAUAUUUCCAGCUUUGUUGUAGAAUUACACAUACUGAUAUGAACUCUGUGUGACUGGACACAGUUAAACAGAAGUAUCUGGUUGACCAGUGGGGUCAACUCUUUUCUAUUCAGAGAUCAAUGUUUUGCAUGCCGGACUAUAUUCUGACCAUCUCCAUAUAUGGACUUGUGUUUCAUAUGCCUAUAUUCUGACCAUCUCCAUAUAUGGACUUGUGUUUCAUAUGCCUGCGCUCAGCAUCUCCCUGAAAUGUAAAUAACUGACCUCUAGGUUAAAAGUUUAAGCUGGUUAACAUCCAUAAAUGGACAUAAAGAUGACAACCAUAGGUGUCUCACCGCCACUUCUAUGUGGUGGGUUAGGGUAUAAAGGUAUUGUGGUUUCUUUAAAGAGUUGAUGAAAUUCUGCAGUCCAGCAGAUUGCUUUUUGACCCAUGAUUCAUGUUUAAUAAAGAAUUCUACUAAAUUGA